This is a messenger RNA of Uloborus diversus, 2180 nucleotides long. Its product is annotated as solute carrier family 15 member 4-like. The record is from RefSeq and is a predicted model, not a curated record. The transcript has 7 exons. Gene Ontology annotation, molecular function: transmembrane transporter activity. Gene Ontology annotation, cellular component: membrane. Gene Ontology annotation, biological process: transmembrane transport. The coding region runs from base 223 to 1947 and encodes 574 amino acids. NCBI's taxonomy places the organism in Eukaryota, Metazoa, Arthropoda, Arachnida, Araneae, Uloboridae.
UCAUGAACAACGAUUUAUGCAUGAACAACGCCAAUUUUUUUUUUUUUUUAAUGUUCUCCUUUCUUUUUAUCACUGACAUUUGAGUGACAACUUUUCCAGUGUAGUUUUCUUCAUCUUUGUUUUGAAAAUUUCGGCUGCACAUUUGAGCGUGUGACUAUUAUUGAACAUGUAGACAAGUGUUUCUCCUUUUCUCUCUAGAUUCUAUUUAAUUUCAUCUAUGUGAUGGCUUCCAAUAGAGAAAGAGAACCUCUCUUGAGUUCCGUAAAUUCAAAUAUCGGAUAUGUUAUCGAAAAUAAUUUGAACUCACAGAGAGUGCGAAUUCAAACUUUGCACCUGGGAAUGCUCCCAGGAAUACUAAUACUCUUCUUAGUACUUUUGGAAAGAAUUGGUUAUUAUUCAUUGGAUAGUAACUUAUAUCUCUUCCUAUCCACAAAGUUUUUUUGGGAGCACGAUAAUGCACUGAGUGCAAUUUAUAUUUUUUCUGGUACCUCGUAUAUAUCCUCUUUAUUUGGUGGUUGGUUAUCUGACGCAUAUUUAGGCCGUUUCAAAACUAUUGGAUUGGCCUUCAUAUUGUUCACUGUACCUUAUUGGGGUUUAUAUUAUAUAAGUGGUGUUUCAAUGGAGAGCAUAAAACCUGAUGAUUUGAGAACUGACCCCGAUGCAUCUGCCCCAUGGUUCAGUGAACAGUACAGUGAAUAUUUGACUCCUAUUUUGAUAGUUGCUGCUAUCGGAACUGGAACUAUAAAAGCCAAUAUUGCACCAUUUGGAGUUGAACAAAUGCAACGUUAUGGAGUACAUUUUUUGAAAUUGUAUCUCAAUUGGCUUUACUGGUGUGUCAAUAUUGGAGCUUUUGUUGCUAUUCUUGGUAUUACUUAUGUACAGCAAAUAUGGGAAUUUCAAUAUGGUUACGUGAUUGCUGCAAGCUCAUUAGUUGUUGCCACCUUUCUUUUCUGGGUUGCUUAUCCUAUUCAUUUCCAUCAACCUGUAAGUGAAAGUCCAAUAUCAAGAACAUUUAAAGUCAUGAAAACAGCUUGGAGAUUGAGCAAAAACAAUAACAGUAAUAAUUCAAACUUAGAGGUCAUCAACCGUCCUUCUUGGUUAGACAUGGCAAAAGUGAGAUAUGGUGGCAAAUAUCAUGAGUCUGUGGUUGAAGAUGUCAAGUCUUUGAAAGCUAUAUUAAUAGUGUUUAUCAUACUUAUCCCAUAUUGGCUUUUAUAUUUCCAGAUGCAAAGUACAUUUCAAGCCCAAGGUUUAAGAAUGCGCUUAAGCCUCGAUCCGAACAAUCUAAAUCCUGAGUUUGAAAUACCUGCAGCAUGGCUGAUGUUAUUCAAUGUGAUAUUUCUGCUCAUGUUUAUACCUCUGAUGAACCAAGUAAUUUAUCCAUUUUUAAGUGCAAGAGGUAUAGAGAUAAGCAUAUUUACUAAAAUUCCAAUUGGAAUGGCAUGUGCAGUCAUGGCCAUGAUUAUUGCUGGAGGUGUAGAAUGGUAUCGAGUUCAAUGCAAAGAAAAUGUAUUACAAACGAUAGGUAAAGAGACUUACAAUGCAACAAAUGUUUCUAUACUGUGGCAAAUUCCUCAAUAUUCUUUAAUUGGUAUCAGUGAAGUGUUUACCAAUGUUGGUGGAUUGGAGUUUGCCUGUUCUCAAGCUCCCAGUACAAUGCAAGGAGCUGUUAUGGGUCUGUAUUACUUUUGCAAUGGAAUUGGAAACUUCCUCGGAAUAAUAGCCGUACACACAUAUCAAAAGAUUCUGAAAGAUCUGAAGACAGAGGCUGAUGAUUCUGGUUUGAACUUUUCUUAUUAUUUUUGGCUCCUUGCACUAUUGCAACUGAUUGGAUUGAUUACUUUUUGUUUUCUUACCAGGGAUCUGAAACUUCGAAGGCAACAUUCGUUGCUCGAAUCGAGCACUAACUUGCAAAAUAAUUCCUCCAGAAUUGUACCAGUUGGAUAAGCACUGUACACUUCAAAAUUUUAUCAGUAACAGUACUGAACAUCUUGUUUUGAGUCAGUAUUACGAUUCCGGUGAUGGUUUAACGUUUCUUUUGUUUCUUGCAUCAUUCCAGCUGUAUUUUUCUACAUUUCAAUUAUUUGAAAAUUUUCAAGUCUCAAACAUGGAAUGGACAAAUCUCUGUUUUGCAGAGUGAUUUAUUUUGAAUUUUAAAGUUUUAUUUAUUUAUUUGACUC